Symbiodinium sp. CCMP2456 is the source of this 1476-nucleotide messenger RNA. NCBI's taxonomy places the organism in Eukaryota, Dinophyceae, Suessiales, Symbiodiniaceae. The record is from the annotation of a GenBank genome assembly.
AUGGAAGCAUGCAUACGCAGCCCGCAGCCUGAAGCUUCUUCCGGGUGCUGCACCGCGAAUCCCAGGUUAGUUCCAGAGUCAAAAGUAUCCGACCAGCCGCUGUCAGAUGGUGAGGACGAUGAUUGUGAUGAUUAUAUGGAAAUGGGAAUGCAUGCAGCUAAUGCGCUUGAAGCUACGAUGCCUCUUUGCCCUGACAAUGUCCUUUCUGUCAGAAAGGACUCCAUGUCGGACGUGGCUGUCAGAAGCCCGGGUGUUGAUGCAUCUGUGACGGAUGGCACACAAGAGCAGCGAGUGACGAAGGCUUGUGCCGCCGUUAAUUUUACCAAUGACCUGGCAACGGCUGUCGAAGUUGUGCUGGGCACUGAGAAGCUGGUGAUUUAUCCUGGGAGAAAUCACGUGUUCCAGAUCACAACCACCUCAGACGCGAAGUUGACUGUUGCGUUGCGAGACGCUCCGGAAGUUUCAGCAGACUGUCAUGUGGGGUCUGGGGCCGACUUGUUCCUGAGCGCAUCCGGCUCCUUUGGGUCCUUCGGUGUGGCAGCCGCCCAGUUCCUGAAGCGAGAGCAAGAUCAGAUCCAGCGAGAGCAGCACCUGCGACAGAAGCGACAACAGACAAUGAAGAGGGAAGUGACGCGACAAGAAUGUGUCCGUGAAACAUGGCUGUUCUUCCUUUGUUGCGGAUUUGGGGCGCUGCUGGGUUCCCACUUGUUCGUCUGCUCUGCUGCAUUUUGGUGGCGUCAGCAUCUGCCUCUGUAUGCUCAGGAGCUUGCAAACUUUCUCGAGGAGUUUGCCACACUUCUUGGGCUGGAUUUGGAACUUCAGGUGGAUGAGGCGCUGGUGGUGAGCUUGACUGCAAGUUCAAACGCCAGCUUCGUCGUGUUUUGGGGGAGCACCAUGGGCGCCGAAUUGUUGGCAUGCCGUUGGGGUGGGCGCUACUGGAAGUGGUUCGUAAAUCAGGGUGCGCAGAGUUGCAUUCUCCUGGGUGCCAUGGGGACGGUGUCGGCACUUGUUCGUUUCAGCACCGAUGGCUUCUGGAAGAGCAUGCUGGUUGGCCUGCUGUUCACACUGCCGGGUGCAGUGCUACUCUUGGCUUCGCCUGUUCUAGCAUGCUAUUCUUGUUAUUUUGGCCCGGCGGAUGAUCAUUGCAAGUAUGCAGAGGGACGUGACGAACGACUUGCUACAGAACAGCUGCUUGUCUUCCAGGGCUGUGUCCUUCCAGGCCAGGGUUUGGAAUGCGUGUGUUCUUGGCCUGGAAAGUACGAGUCUGCUUGGGACGUUAUGGUCACAGCAAGCCGAAGGGGUGCUGUGAGUGCUGCGGUUGUCUUCCUGCCCGAGGGCUCAGAGCACUUCGGAUGCCACGAUCGGAUCGCAACUCGCCAUGGCCUGCAGGGGGAAUGUUGGUGUGCACCGCUGUACGGGGAGAAGAAAUUUUGGGGAUGCCGCUGGUGGUCCAAGUGGAUCUCCAAUGUCGAAUAG